AAUAGGAAGAAUGAAGUAACUGUAUGGUUAAAAACUUAGUGAUAAAUCAUUUCAUUGUAAUUUUAUAUUUUAUGGUAAAUGCUGAAGAGUUUUUUUCUUGUUUUUAUAUAUGAUAUGUGAUAUGGUAGAAAUAACAUGAUAUGUACAUUUCAGCUUAAAUAGUGGAUCUGAAUUUAUUUUAUUAGUCUUAAAACAUUUUCUGAUGUCAAACAAUAAUCAUGUGUUUGACAUUUUUUUGCAUUGAGUUAAGUUCUUCCCGCAAAAAUCCAGAUAUAGAUCUAAUUGGCAGUGACUUGAUAGGUAGGACUAUCUGCAAGAGGGGGUACAUAAAAAAAUAAUAAAAGUUUAAGAAAAUCUUAUACAACAUACUUCAAAAUGAUCAAAUCAAGACUUCUUCAUUAUAUUCCGCCUUAAAUGUUAUAUUUAAACAACCAAAGUUAAUUUUUUAAUUGUUUUUCAUAAUUUAAAAUUUUAGGUACUAUCUCUAUAUCUGAUACCUUCUUUAUUUGCAUUUGUAUAAAAAAGUGGUAUUAUUUAUCUGAGACAUAGAAAACAGUUUUAGUGUGAUCUUCAAUGAAAUUCAAAUUUUGGCGCUAUUAACGGAUCAUAGACUACCAACCAUUCUUCAUUGAAUAGCGUAGAUGAUAAAAUUUACGGUGACGUGUUUUGCAAAAGGGCAAAAGUUUAUCGUUAUUUACUUUGCCUAUAGAAGUUUUACCUUUACAAAACAGCGAACCAUUACUUAUGACUGACGGUUUUAAAUAUGAAAUUAUAUAUAAAACGUUUUACCAAAGUGAUUUUAAAUGGAUAUUUUGGUAGUAACAAAGUUUUGCAUUAUACUGGCAUACAUAAGUCAUGUGAAUACAGACUUAAAAAUUAAUGUGACAAAAGCACAGUGUGGACGCACGUUUGACAUAGCAGCCGAAGAGAGCCUCGUUUUGGACUACGACGGUGGUGAUCUAGGUCAAAAUAAUGGCGGCCUGUGUGUUAUUACUGUGCAGAACAAUAAUAAUGAUACCAUGAUAUGUAUACAAACGAAUUCUACACGGACUCGUCAUUGUUCGUCAGUUUUUAAUUAUCAUGUUGGAAACACUCCUCCAGGCCUUCAUACUAUAGGCUACACAUGUCAUGAUUUUUAUGUGCAUCCUCUUUGUGCUCGGAGAACUCCUGUUUUUGCCGCUUUCCGGCCGCCCACAGAUUUUUCCAUAGCACGCGUAAAUGUAGCAAUAUAUAUAGCGAACCAAACUUAUUUUACCACAUCGACAUCGUCAUCUUUAUUGACAGAGUCUGAAACAUCUAACAUAAUUAUUGGAUUAGUCGUUGGUGUUGUCUCUAUUGUAAUUUUAUUAGCUGUAUGUGCAACAUAUAGAAGAAGAAAGAAUAUGUCAGAGGACCAACUAGAACAGAGUUACAAUAUGUACAGCCAAGCUAACCAACCCUCGUGUCAGCAAGUUGUGUCUUCUGUUUCACAACAAUACUCUCUCAAUACAGAAGUAUCUGACUACCAGACGUCCAUACAGCAGGGUGGACACCACGUCCAUCCGGCUGCAAAUAUUACUGUAACUGGCUACGAUGAAAGGACGGCGAGGCAAAACAACUCCAGUCCACCACCAGGUGGUAUAGACCAGAGCGAUCCUCCACCUCCUUAUCCAGGUUACUGACUUAGCAAUGAGACAAGCACUUCUUUAUUUUGCUCAGUAUAUAGAACAGGCACAGCGCCAGCUGGUUCUCACUUAGAGACAUGACAUUGAAGAGGCAUGACACGUGGAUAUCUUUAAAAGAAUGCUCAUAUAAGAAUGCUCAUAUUAACAGCAAUUGAUUCAGUUUAAUGAUAGGACUUGAAGAACGUAGAUAUUACAUUAUGUGAUAGAUGAGUUGUUACUGCCAGAUGCAGUUUUGAAUUUUGGAAUGUGUUUGUGGUUAGUUUGUUCGUCAGAGAAUCUUAGUAGAUUAGCAGAAUAAAUUCAGAACAUUUUAUACCAAACUAAAAUAAUACAAGCGCAAUGCCUUGCCGCAUUUUUACAAUGCCCCUAUUACUAUGUUGCGAGUGUUUAGUAAAACAUUCACAUUGUUUUAGCGGUUAUAAUAAAUUUAUGAACCUCAAAGCUUGUGUUGUCUCAUUAAGUGUCACUGAUACGUAUUGUUCCUCUUCCCAAAUUAUCAUUCUAAUAUUAGAAGUACUCACGGUAUUGCCUUUACCAUUUUAUAUGUGUUUACUGGUUGGCGACCCAGAAUUUCGGACGACCCAGAAAAUCGAACAGUCGCGUAAACGCUUAUUUUGGCGUAUAUUUUUAUCAUUUCUUGACAAGUACAUAGACGUUUGCAUUAUGUGCAACAUAAUCUGCAAUAAUUGCAAAUCAGUAAGUUAAACUUUCAAAAAUGGAAUAUUUACAUUUGUUGACGAAAUGUUGUGACAGCUCUCGCUGGGGGAAGCUGCAUGUGCUUUCAUUGCUCAUGCGCAUACAUGUCUUGAUGCCCCAACAUUAUUCAAGGGGAACUCAUCUACAAUCAAAUAAAUGAAGACGAGAAAAUUGCGUGUUAUAAAACAAGUAUCAAUGUUUUCCCAUUAUGCGUUUAAACCAAAUUGUUUUACUUAAAAUUUUGUGUCGUAUCUAGGCCAGCUGGAUUUUUUAAACUCUUAGCAGCAUCAAACAUUUACAGUUGAAUGUAAACAAGGUAAACAAUACUAAAAUGUCUUUUUAUCAUUAAAACCGACCUAAACGCGAUUCUGCCAAACAGAAGUGAGGAUAAUUAGUAUUUUCCUACUGUCCGAUUUCUCGGUCCUGCAACACGCUGAAAACGUUAAAUUUACGUACCCUCUUUCUGGCCUCAUUGACGUGUUUAGUUUAUUUUUAUAUAAAAACAAAUUUGUGUUCAGCGACACCGAAGACUGAACUUGAUUCAGGUAUCAACUUCCCCGAAAAAUACUUAAUCAUUUUGAGGAAUUUAAAAAUUUAAAGCCAGUUAUAUCUAAGUUAUAUUUGUCAUAUCCCAUAUUUUCCUUUUAAUCUACUAGAACACUAUACAAGUUCCGUCCGUGAAAAUAAAUUUCAAAGUGGAUGCCACUUUAACUCAUAAUAGAUAUUAAACACUUUCAGCGGGAAAUAUACUCGAGAUAGGAUGAAGGAAAGUAUAUCUGUCUCUGCGCACGUGCCUUUCACUAUAUUCUAACUUGACAAUUGCCUAUGGUGGAAGAAAAUAACUUUGCGGCUAUGACAACACCAAGAAAUAUGUAUGUGCAGCAAAUUGAAGCUGUUUUGGAGGAGGGAGACCUAGUAGAGUUCGUUAGAGCCAACGGUGUGUUUACUCACCAUGGAGUUUAUGUAGGUAAUGGCGAAAUAAUACAUCUUGGACUCGAGCGUAAAGACAAUCCAAGAAAUCUUCCGAGUUUGUUAUCAGCACCCGGAAGAUGUGAAGUCAGAAAAGAUAAAUUAACAGAUGUCGCAAAACACUCAGAUGUUAGUGUGAAUAACAGAUAUGACAACACAAUACAACCAUUUACAAAAACAGAAAUUGUGAAAAGGGCAUACAGGCGCCUCGGUGAGAAAGGCUACAAUCCGCUCUUUUAUAACUGCGAACAUUUUGCUACAGAGUGCAGAUACGGGAAACCUCUCAGUAGCCAGAUUGAGAGGUUAGAAGAGGUCGGAAAACUUGUUGUGGACACAGGACUUGAACUUAUAAAGGACAGAGCAUUUCCUGCUGGAAUUAAACAGCUGUUUUAGAAUAUCGCGUUUGAUAUCUAAAAUGGAAAACACGUUUGUCGUUAAAAAUGAAUUUAUACUAUACAUUACUAAAAUAACAUUAUUCCUUUCGUGUAUCAGAGUUUUUUUCUGUGGACUUUGGUAAAAGUUUAUAUCCCACAGAAGGCUUGAAAAUUGCAACACGUUUGCCAUUUUGCCAGAAAGUAUUGUGAAUAGUAUCAUUUGAAGCAGUAUACAUUUGAAAAUAAAAUAAACCGGUAUGCGAUGAUUUGAUGAGAUAAAGGAGGUCAAUAACAAUGAAAAGGACUCUCUCUUGAUGUCGGUUUCCUGACAAUGUGUUUCUGAAAGGUGUAGACAAGGAGUACAUCGGUAUUUCUUCAUCUCAAGGCACAUACUGAAGAGGUUUAUUCCAAAUACGAGUAAUAUAUAAUGCAAUGAUCUUGAAAAAUGUACAUAAAAAGCUAUGAUUUAAAAAAUAAUCUAAUUAG
Messenger RNA from Mercenaria mercenaria, 4189 nucleotides. RefSeq lists its product as uncharacterized. Bases 804 to 1661 code for a protein of 285 amino acids. The record is from RefSeq and is a predicted model, not a curated record. Lineage: Eukaryota; Metazoa; Mollusca; Bivalvia; Venerida; Veneridae. The transcript has 10 exons.